Molecule: messenger RNA, 2268 nt
Organism: Periophthalmus magnuspinnatus
Lineage: Eukaryota; Metazoa; Chordata; Actinopteri; Gobiiformes; Gobiidae
Gene: scn1bb
Product: sodium channel, voltage-gated, type I, beta b
Exons: 6
Coding region: 1122-1799 (225 amino acids)
Biological process (GO): regulation of heart rate by cardiac conduction; cardiac muscle cell action potential involved in contraction; sodium ion transport
Cellular component (GO): voltage-gated sodium channel complex
Molecular function (GO): sodium channel regulator activity
Source: RefSeq, a predicted model, not a curated record
AUAAAUCCGCGUCAUUUUAAUUUGGGAACGAUUACAAUGAUUUAAUAUUGUCAUGUCGCGUUUGUAGAAAGACUUAAAACAGCGUUGCUGUAAAAAUUCAGUGUCCGGAGCCAAAGGGGUGGUGUUGAGCCCCCUGCUCAGCUCAUCUAGGGUCCUUGGUUUUACCGCAGUGCCUCUGCAGCAGCCCGUGCGCGGCCACAGAGGUGCGUCUGUGGCGCACAGAUAAACCUGCUCCAGAGGACGGCUCCAUCACACACGGCGCAUACGCAGAUUUUAUUUGUCUUUUGAGUUGUGUGCCUUUUUGACUGGCACUGUAUUAUUUCUAACUACGAUGCCAGCCCAACGGAGACAUCUCCUCUCGGAGCACGGGACCAUCAGAUAAAAUUUUGCAUCUGUCAACGCAAGACAACGACAAGACGGCGCGUGUUUGGGCUCGACACGGACUGGGCCUCUAGUUCAAGACAGUACACUCGUAUUUUCGGAUUUAAGAUAAGCAUUUGUAGCCUGUAAGCUUCACCAGUAGCGUGUUAAAAGUAGCUCAUUGGCUUUAAACCAUAAGGCAUGCACAUUGAUCACAUAUGCAUUGGCAUGGUGUAGUUUAUCAGUAGCUUGGCAUGUUGCAUUAUGUAUUUUAACCCUUAGUGUUGUCUGGAAUGCAAUUUAAGGGAGCACGUUUUAUUAUUGUGUACGUAAUCCGACCACAGUACCUCAGGGAGCAAAGAUAAUCACAUCUCAGGUUAUCUGAAAAAAGCACUGUGUAAAGACCUGGGCAGUAUCAUUUAAUCAUUUAAUUAAAACAAAAAGCUUUCAUCCGAGUCUUUCCAGAUACAAUUCUAGGAACUUGUGGCAAUAAUAUCUGUAUUUUUCACUCAGUUGUUGCUGCUUACAGCCAAAGACCUCAUAAGAUCAUAUAGUUACAAGUGUGUAAGGCCUUGGCCAGUGAAAUGCAUGUUUAACUUGUACUUUCCUGACAUAGACAUUUUCAAUCAGCACUUUACUUAGAGCAGCUACAUUAUAGAUUAUUGUAAAUAUUUAAGAUCCAUUAAAGAAUAAUAUUAGAGGGGCUCAGUCCGAAGUCUAAAAGGCACUUGGAGUUGUUCUUUUUGAGGUUCAAUAAAAAGAUGGCUUACAAGGCAGUUUUUCACCUCCUGAUCUUGGCUCUGCUCUGCUCCCUGUUCGUGGGUGAGUCGAAUGGGGCGUGUGCAGAGGUGGACUCAGACACAGAGGCAGUGGCCGGAAAAGGCUUCAAACUGGGCUGUAUCUCCUGUAAACGCCGCAGUGAAGUUGAAGGAUCAGCAACCAUUGAGUGGUACUUCAGAGCCAAGGGAGAGGCUGACUUUGUGCACAUCUACUCUUACAAUGAAGACGGUGGUACAGUUGAACACGACCACUUCAUGGAUCGCGUGGACUGGAAUGGCAGCAAACGCAGUAUGGACAUCCAGGAUGCGUCCAUCUAUCUGCUCAACGUCACCUUCAAUGACUCCGGGACGUACCGCUGCUUCUUCAACCGCAUCUUGUCCUACGACAAUGACUUUGAGUACAACACCGUGGUCAGCAAAGUGGUGCACCUCACUGUGGUCGCCAAAGCGACCAGAGGAACUGCGUCCAUCGUUUCCGAGGUGAUGAUGUACGUGUCCAUCAUUGGACUCCAGGUUUGGCUCCUCAUUGAAAUGAUCUACUGCUACAGAAAGAUCGCUGCAGCCGGGGAAGAGGCACUACGGGAAGCUGCAAAUGCUGAAUAUUUAGCGAUAGCAUCAGAAAGUAAAGACAACAUGGCAGGAGUGCAGGUCGGAGAAUAGCACAGGCUUCUUCCAUGGACCAAAAACCCCCCUCAUCUUCUUCCAGUCUGCAUGUCCUCCAGGUGGACUGUUCCCUCUGUCCUCCAGCUGUGGUGUCCCUUUGUCCCAACACAGAUCAAACCCACACUCAAACCAAGCAUGAACCAGCAACACUGUAAAUACAUUAACUUUGGCGUAUUCGCAUGUCCUGCACUUACACUCAAGAAGAAACCAUUAUUAUGCAUUAUUGAGCCACAUUGUCAAUAGCAUACGUUUAUAUUAGACAAAUGAGUGUUACUUACUGGGAGUCUAAUGAGGGACUCUGAAGUUGAUUGUAAAAGACAAAAGGUUUUUAUGAAAUCAUCACUUACUUAAAUAUGUUACAAAUGUAUGGUCAAGUUGUUUAGAAAACGUAAUGGAGUACGAUAGACAGUCUUUCCAGGUUAACUGCUAUCUCCAUGGAAAUUUAAGGUAUACUAAUAAAAAUGUG